CACUCCUCACGCUUCUGUAGCUUUAUUGCAAAUUGUUGGCAAAUUGAAUAUAUCAAUAUAUAUUAUAACAGAAUAUAUGAUAUAUAGUUGUGGGACCUUGUUGCUAAUCGUAGAUUAUUGGCAUAUGUGUUUGGUGUUGCAAGACGUUGUCUUCUUGGUCUUCUUCUAAACGUUAAACGUAGCUCAGGAAGAAAUCCAGGUUUGACUAUGGCUGAUGAUGGUGAUGCCAAGAAAGACGAGGGAGAGAAGAAGGUGGUGCACACAUAUCCACUUUGCCGGCAAUCGGACAUGCCUGAGGAGAUGAGGACCGAGGUGAUGGAACUGUGCGUCACGGCCUGCGAAAAGUACUCAUCCAACAACGAGAGUGCCGCCCGGAUGAUAAAGGAGGCGAUGGAUAAGAAGUACGGAGCCCCGUGGCACACGGUGGUCGGCGAGGCGUUCGGCUUCGAGGUCUCUCAUGAGUGUAAACACCUUCUCUACAUGUUCUUCGGAGGAAAUAUGGGUAUAUGUGUGUGGAAAUGUAACUAAGUGUCCUGCAUCAGGGAUCAUGUACUUUACCUCGCUCUGGUUAGUUGGCUAUUAAAAAGCGUCAUUUUGAUGAUCUGGUAUGCACAUGAAACACGUUCAUGCAAAUGUGUCGUCCACCCAUUACUGAACAUUCCAUUGGAUGGUGCAUCCUGCUGAUGAUAAUUUGUACAUUUUGUACAGUUCAAUGCGAGCGAUAUUCUGCUGUGAUAUUCUCCGUUCAUUGUUGUUUUUAUAUUUCCAAAGCGUGUUCAACUUUAUAUCAUAGUGAUGUUUCUUUUGAAUAAAUGUUCCUUAUGAUGA
Molecule: messenger RNA, 828 nt
Organism: Amphibalanus amphitrite
Lineage: Eukaryota; Metazoa; Arthropoda; Thecostraca; Balanomorpha; Balanidae
Product: dynein axonemal light chain 4-like
Exons: 4
Coding region: 208-528 (106 amino acids)
Biological process (GO): microtubule-based process
Cellular component (GO): dynein complex
Molecular function (GO): dynein light intermediate chain binding; dynein intermediate chain binding
Source: RefSeq, a predicted model, not a curated record